AUGAAGUCUGCCGGAAAACUCUUCUUCCUCUCCGUCUUUGCCCUGUGCGCGACGCCAGGCACGUGCGCCGGCGCCUCCAAAGAUGGCUGCCCAGUCUCGUCCAAAGCCAUUGUCGACGACGCCUGCGUCUCCUACGCUACCCUCGACAAGCUCAACGCCCGUGUCAAGCCCGCUGUCGACGAUCUCACAAAGACGACCGACUACUUCUCCCACUACCGCCUCAAUCUCUUCCACAAGUCCUGCCCCUUCUGGGACGACCAGAACGGCCUCUGCGGCAAUAUAGGAUGCGCCGUCGAGACCCUCGAUAACGAAGAGGACAUACCCGUCGUCUGGCGCGUCAAGGAGCUGAGCAAGCUCGAGGGCCCGCUCGCACGCCACCCUGGCCGCGCACCCAAGGAAGAGCACCGUCCCCUUCACGGUGAGCUAGGCGAGAGCGUCGGAGAGAGCUGCGUAUACGACAAUGACGAUGAGUGCGAUGAGCGCGACUACUGUGUCCCCGAGGAUGAGAGUGCCUUCUCCAAGGGCGACUACGUCAGCCUCACCAAGAACCCCGAGCGCUUCACGGGCUACUCGGGCGUCGGCGCCCGCAUGGUCUGGGACGCCAUCUACCGCGAGAACUGCUUCCAGCGCAGCUCUUUCCCUCGUUCUGCCGACGUCGGCAUCUCCCACUGGCCCCAGGGUCCCGCCGCCAUGGACUUCAAGCAGGUCAUGGAGGCCGCAGGCCGCCAGGCCCAGCUCGACCGCGAGCGCCUCCAGAAACCCGAGACUCCCUUUGUCGCCAGUACCGGGCUCGAGGCCGAUGAUGAGUGCCUCGAGAAGCGCGUAUUCUACCGCGUAGUGUCCGGAAUGCACGCCAGCAUCAGCACCCACCUCUGCUGGGACUACCUCAACAAGACGACCGGCCUCUGGGGCCCCAACCUCGACUGCUACAUGGAGCGUCUUCACCCUUACCCCGACCGCAUCAGCAAUCUCUACUUCAACUAUGCCCUGGUGACUCGCGCCGUAGCCAAGCUCGGUCCGUACCUGCAGAAGAAAGACUAUACCUUUUGCACCGACGACGCGAGCGAGGACGCCUCCACGCGCAGUAAGGUCCUCAAGGUAACACAGCGCGCCGCCCUGGUCCCGGACAUCUUCGAUGAGAGCAUCAUGUUUGUCAACGGCGAGGGUCCGUCCCUCAAGGAAGACUUCCGCAAUCGCUUCCGCAACAUCAGCCGCCUCAUGGACUGCGUCGGCUGCGACAAGUGCCGCCUCUGGGGCAAGGUCCAGACCAACGGCUACGGCACGGCGCUCAAGGUGCUCUUCGAGUUCGGGAAGCCGGGCAGCGAUGACGUGCCGGUGCUGAAGCGCACCGAGCUUGUCGCUCUCUUCAACACGUACGGUCGCCUCACCCAGUCGCUCAUGGCUACGGGCCAGUUCCACAAGAUGGCGGCCGAGGCCGAGGACAGGAAGAGGGCCGCGGAGCUGCUUGCCGAGACGGCCCGUGACAUUCGCGAGCCGCUGGACCACCCACUCAGCGCCGCGGACCCGGACGAGGAGCUCUCGGACGAGUUGGUUGACCUCAUCCGCAAAAAGAAUCGCGGCUCGGCGGGCGACGACUGGAGGUCGCAGCUGGACCACGAGCUGUCACUCAUUAAGCUGGCUCUCCGCGUGGUCUUGACAGGCUGGAUUCGUGCCCCAUACUACUUUCCCAAAGCUUGGCCCGUCGAUGACAACAAGCCAACAAACAAACACCAUUUCCGCUACCCCAUUGCUCAACGCGAGCCCGUCUUGGUGUUUGCCCAAAUACUGACCCAGACCCCUCGCGAAACCCGACACACGCAUCUCCAAUGGCCGCACCCGUGCUAUGAAUCAGUCAUCCCCGCCCCGGCCCGCCGCCCAUGUCCGCCCAUCAUCACCACCACCACCGUCACCUUCAUGUCGUCCACGAUGCCCGCGCCGCCGCCCCGACGGCCGCGGCUGCUCGCCCAGAACCGAAAGCUGCGACACCUGCGCGGUCUGUCCCUGCGCAACCUGUGCUUCGCGCCCCCGGCCCCGCCCGCUCGCGGUGGUGUCCUGCGCUCCGCCGACGAUGCUGACAUCCCCGGCUCGAAUCAUAAGAAACAAUCGCAGAUGGCCGCCCUGCAAGAGUCGAGCAGCGACAACACAUCGCUGCAGACGUCGCGCUCCUCGGAGAACCUGUCCGCGAGGCGGAUGAGUGGUGGUGUCAUGCAGCGCCGCGCGAGCCUAAGCAAUGCGCACGAGAGCCCGGCGAGCCGCCAGAAGAAGCUCGAGGACCUCGCGGACGAGGCGGUCGGUGACGUCUUCUUCUCCCUCCACGACCCCGCGAACCCGGAGGAGCCAAUAUACAUAAGCGAAAUAGGGGAGCGAUCAGCGAACUUUGACUUUCGAUUCUUCAACCUGUCAGCCUACGACGCCACCGUCGCCCGCGCCUGCCGGGUGCUGAUCCGGGUCUGGACGCGCCGGCCCAAGCAGAGCAACGGCCGCUGGAGCUUCCUGCUCGAGGAGCUCGUCGACCUACGCCGGCUGCGCUUCAUCUCGACGACGCUGAACCGUGAUUACCGCCCGAACGCGCUCGUAUUCCACCUCGAGGACGGCGUGUACUCGCUCGACCUGCCCGAGCGCGUGUCCGAGCCGCGCCAGCACCACCCCCCGCCCGCCACGACCUCUUCCUACGGCGCGCUCAUGCGGCUCGCACACCUCGAGACCUCGCUACGCGACGCCGAGGAGACGCAGCGCGCCGUGGCGCUCCAGAUGAACGAGCUCAUCGCCGCUGAGGAGGAGGAGGAGUACGGCGACGGCGACGGCGCCGCGGAUGCCGCGGAGGAAGGUGUCGCGCUGGCGAACAAGUACCUCGCCACGCAGCGCCGCCUCAACCGGCAGGCGGAGCGGCGGCGUGACAAGCUGCGGGCGGGGCUGCUGGCAUGCAGGGAGGCCAUUGCCGCGGGCCGUGCGCUGCAGCGGAGCCGCGAGGAGGACGUGGCGAGCGGUAGAGAGCGGCUGCUCGCGUCGCGGCGGCUGCUCGAGGACACGGAGCAGCAGAUUCGCGGGCAGCGGCGGCGCAUAUGCGCCGAGCUCACAGACGUCUUCCCCAUCGCACCGGUGCCCGACGCGCCCCCGCUAUCGUUUCAGAUCUGCGGCGUCCCGCUGCCCAACUCGGUCUAUGACGCGGCCGUCGCUCGCACUGUCGGCGAGGACGCGCUCUCCGCCGGCCUCGGCCUCGUCGCCCUUCUCACGCGCCACCUCCAGCUGUACCUCGGCUGCCCGCUACCGUACGCCGUGGCGCCGGUCAUCGGGUCGCGGGCGUACAUCCGCGACGACAUCUCACACAUCCCGGAGAGUAGCAGCGGCAGCGGCAAGGCCGGGGACAAGAACAGCAGCGGCGGUCGUCGAGAGUUUCCGCUGUUCCUGCCGCGUGGCGGAUCCACGACGGGGCAGUGGCGCUUCGAGUACGCCUGGUUCCUGCUCAACAAGGACAUCGAGGCGCUCUGCGCGGCGCAGGGCCUGCGCGUCGUCGACAUCCGCCACACGCUGCCCAACAUCAAGUACCUGCUAUACGUCGGCAGCGCCGGCGGCGAUGAUGAGUUGCCGGAGCGUAAGAGGGGCGGCGUCCGCGGGCUGUGGGCCGGUCGCCUCGCCGGCGCCGCCGCGGGCUCCAACGGGAUGGCCGCGUCGUCGUCCCCCUCGCGGCUUCUCGCCCAGGAGCAGCACCAGGGCAAGGGGGAUUGUCCGGGGAGCGCCGACAGCGAGGUCCAGGCUCGCCGUGGCGAUGCGCCGCGCUCGGCGGCUGUGGCGGAGGAGACGACGACACCGGCAGCAGCGGUGGCCUGGGGGCUGUCGGGCAUGGGCGGCAUGAACCCGGACUUUUCGUUGCCGUUUCGCAGUCCCGUGGCCAAGUUUACACUACGCACAAAGGGCCUCCGGGAGAACGUGGCGAGUUGA
Molecule: messenger RNA, 3939 nt
Organism: Cordyceps fumosorosea ARSEF 2679
Lineage: Eukaryota; Fungi; Ascomycota; Sordariomycetes; Hypocreales; Cordycipitaceae
Product: oxidoreductin
Exons: 4
Coding region: 1-3939 (1312 amino acids)
Biological process (GO): protein folding in endoplasmic reticulum
Cellular component (GO): endoplasmic reticulum membrane; phosphatidylinositol 3-kinase complex, class III, type II; endoplasmic reticulum
Molecular function (GO): thiol oxidase activity; protein-disulfide reductase activity; FAD binding
Source: RefSeq, a predicted model, not a curated record